Aspergillus bombycis is the source of this 1062-nucleotide messenger RNA. Its product is annotated as metalloproteinase. Gene Ontology annotation, molecular function: metalloendopeptidase activity. NCBI's taxonomy places the organism in Eukaryota, Fungi, Ascomycota, Eurotiomycetes, Eurotiales, Aspergillaceae. Gene Ontology annotation, biological process: proteolysis. The record is from RefSeq and is a predicted model, not a curated record. The transcript is spliced from 3 exons. Bases 1 to 1062 code for a protein of 353 amino acids.
AUGCGUUUCAUUUCUGCCUCAUCUCUUCUUCUGGCCCUGGCACCUACUCUCAAUGCCGUUCCUGUGGAGGUUGCCGGUAGCGCCCCAGGACUUGACGUGACUCUGAGCCAGGUGGGCAACACUCGGAUCAAGGCCGUGGUCAAGAACACUGGCAGCGAGGAUGUCACCUUUGUGCACCUCAACUUCUUCAAGGAUGCCGCUCCGGUGCAGAAGGUGUCGCUGUUCCGCAAUGCAACCGAGAUUCAGUUCCAGGGUAUCAAGCAACGUCUUGUCAGUGAAGGCUUGUCUGAUGAUGCCUUGACAACCCUUGCCCCUGGUGCCACUAUCGAGGACGAGUUCGAUAUUGCAAGCACCAGCGAUCUGUCCGAGGGUGGUACUAUCACCAUCAACAGCAACGGUCUGGUGCCUAUUACCAGUGAGAACAAGGUCACGGGGUACAUUCCAUUCAACUCGAACGAGCUUUCCAUCGAUGUCGAUGCAGCUGAGGCCGCGACUGUUACCCAGGCGGUCAAGAUCUUGGAGCGUCGUACCAGGAUCGCCUCCUGUUCUGGCAGCAGAUUGUCGGCUCUACAGACUGCGCUGAGAAAUACAGUCUCCCUGGCACGGGCAGCUGCCACUGCUGCGCAGUCAGGAUCCUCCUCCCGUUUCCAGGAGUACUUCAAGACGACCUCCAGCUCCACCCGCAGCACGGUUGCUGCUCGCCUGAACGCCGUCGCUAACGAAGCGGCGUCGACCUCCUCCGGAAGUACCACGUACUACUGUAGCGACACGUAUGGAUACUGCAGCUCCAACGUGCUUGCAUAUACCCUUCCGGCCUAUAACAUCAUCGCCAACUGUGACAUCUACUAUUCCUACCUCCCGGCACUGACUAGCACUUGCCACGCUCAGGACCAGGCCACUACCACCCUCCAUGAGUUUACUCAUGCCCCGGGCGUGUACAGCCCUGGAACGGAUGACCUUGGCUAUGGAUACAACGCUGCCACCGCCUUGAGUGCCAGCCAGGCUCUGUUGAAUGCAGACACCUAUGCCCUAUUCGCCAACGCUGUCAACCUCAACUGUUAG